Molecule: messenger RNA, 1103 nt
Organism: Folsomia candida
Lineage: Eukaryota; Metazoa; Arthropoda; Collembola; Entomobryomorpha; Isotomidae
Product: leucine-rich repeat-containing protein 58-like
Exons: 3
Coding region: 417-1103 (228 amino acids)
Molecular function (GO): protein binding
Source: RefSeq, a predicted model, not a curated record
CUGGAUCCUUCUGUUUAGUUGAUACUUUUCAACCACGAGACGAGCCCCAACAGCAAUACAACUUAUUUAUUUGCCUUUAAUUGCAAAUUUGUUCAACAGUUAACGAAUUGGUCACGCUAAACUAAUACAUCAACGUAAAGCAUAUAGCAUAUUUAAUAUCGCAAGUUAUUGGACUGGAUCAUUCCACCAAUGCUAAACAUCCCAAUAUUGAAUGAUGUAACGUUGAGCGUAGACGAGACCCAUCAAUUAUAAGCCCCAAUUGUUUGAAUGCAACAACUGGAACUGUACCUCCAACACAUUUGCGUAGAGUCUUUUUGAUCGAGGCUUCGUUUUGGUCUGGUGGUGAGGACGGCGAGCUGAUAUUUGAGCAAUAUUUAUUUGUUUUCAAACAGUUUACCAAAGAUAAAAGAGUCAUUAUGGCAGAAGCUCUACCCGUUUCUCAAAUUGGUUCUUCCAACCCAUUAUCUACAUCGUCACAGUCUAACAAUAUGGAACAAUUGGUCGUUGACGUUGUUUCCAACGAAGAUAACUUAUUCGAUCCCAGUCAAGUUAGCCCUGGCCCAACUAUUCUUGACUUUUCGUACACAGGAUUGGAUUCCAUUGGAUUUUGCGAGGCCUUGUCUAAUCAACCUGACGCCGUGUUUGACUCUGUCGAGUCUAUCUUAGCCACAAAUAAUUCCAUUCUUGAAAUUCCGGAUGCUAUUUCUCGAUACAAGAAUUUGCGGUUGUUGGACUUAUCAAGCAAUCAAAUCUCUGAUUUUUCUGACUCCCUCACACUUUGCCAUAAUUUGGUCACGCUUAUCGCCCGAAAUAAUCUGCUUGAUGAGAAUAGUUUCCCAAAACACUUAAAAUGCUUAGUCAGAUUAAAGGAACUUAAUUUAAGUGGAAAUCGGCUGACUAGAAUUCCUUAUGAAAUUUUGGAACUUCCGUCUAUUCAAAUUUUACACUUGGGAGCCAACCGUAUCGUAAGUCGAAUACAUCACAAAGGACAUUUCUUUAAUGAGAAAAUUAGAAGUGUUAUAUUUGGGAGGCAAUAUAAUUACAGAGUUACCCUACGAAAUUGGAGAGUUAAAAAAUUUGCGAGUUAUGGUCUUGUGCGAUAA